Molecule: messenger RNA, 2591 nt
Organism: Sinocyclocheilus rhinocerous
Lineage: Eukaryota; Metazoa; Chordata; Actinopteri; Cypriniformes; Cyprinidae
Product: centrosome and spindle pole-associated protein 1-like
Exons: 26
Coding region: 25-2442 (805 amino acids)
Biological process (GO): positive regulation of cytokinesis
Cellular component (GO): microtubule; centrosome; spindle pole
Source: RefSeq, a predicted model, not a curated record
CAGCACCAGAAGGAAUUAAGAGAGAUGGAUGAGUUAUUGGGGAAGUUUCUGGAAGAUCAGAAAACAAAGAUAGCAGAGGAGAAGGCAUGUCUGGAACAGGAUCCCCCUUACAUGGAGAUGAGGAGGCGGACAGGCCACGUUCUCCAGAAAGAGGACAUCCCUCCACGCACAAGUCAGCAAGAUGGUGUGAGUCUGCCACUCGGAGAGGAAUAUGAGAGAAAGAAACACAAACUGCAAGAAGAACUCAGGAAUGAUUACAGGAAAUACAUGGCAGAGAAAGAUCACUGGGAUGCUGGUGACAUUCACACCGUUCCAGAGAGAAGACGAAUACCCAGGACGGUCCGUGUGAGGGAUGUGGCCACCCUUACAGAGGUGUGUGGGCUGGGAUGGGGCGUGUGUAGCUCUGAGGAAGACUGCAGUGAUGAAGAACUCAUGCUUUUGCAAGGGAGGCGACAUCAGAGAGAGAGAGACACCAGGACGGCAAACAGAAGAGGGGAAUUGUACACAGAGACAGGACAUCACACGAGCAAACUACAGCACAGAAACAGGGGAAGAGGCGGAGCUGGUGCACCACUCAGAGACAGCACUGGAAAUCUAAUUACUGAUCUGAAGAAGAUGCAUCUUUUGAAUGCAGCAGCUGCAGCACCACCACAAAGGCCGGAGAGGCCAGGUUUUGUUGAGACACACACUCCACGGUUUGCAAGAGGGAAUGUGUUUAAUCAGAUGCUGUCACCCCAGCAACUACUGGAGCAAGACCAAUACAAAGCUUACCUGAGACUCCAGAUAGAAGAUAAGCAAAGGAAGCAGGCGGAGGAGAGAAAGUGGAUGAGGGCAGAGGAGGAGAGGGAGGACAGGCGACUGGCAGAACAGAGAGAGAAAAUCAGGAGAGAGUAUGAAGAGGAGCAGGAGAGCAGAAAACGCAGAGAGAUGAAGCAAAAACUGAAGAAUGAAGAACUCGCUCGUCUUGUGGAGGAGAGACGGAGGGAUGCAGAAAAAAAGAAAGAAGAAGAAGAGAAAGAGAGAGCUGCUGUAAGAGAACAGGAAGAGCAAGAAAGACAAAUACGACUGCAACAGGUUCAACGUGCACCAUCCCCUCCUAUCCCUACCCUACAGAAGAAACACCGCAACCCUUCAAAUGCUACGGUAACAAAAACGGAUUUCUCUGCGUUUCGGGCUCUUCCAUCUCCAGAAAACAGAAACAACCAGAGAACAGAGAGUAAACACUCAUCCUUGUGCACACAUAUCAUGAUGGAGAUGUCCUAUUGGCUUUUUUGUUUUUAUAUAUUAAUCAAGAAAGAAAGUCAUACAGUUUGGGAACAAUAUGACGGUGCAGUGGAUCUGGAGGCCGCACUGCAGAGGAAAAAGGAACGUUAUAGGUGUGAACUACAGGAACAAAUCGCAGAGAAACAGAGUCACAGGAGAAGUUUUCUUUCUUCUGUGGAACACAAAAGAGACAAUAGGCAGAACGUUCAUGCCGCUCUCAUGAACUAUUCCUGUAAUUCAACUUUCUUUAGGGAGAAGGAACUGGACCUGAGAGUUCCAACAGAUGCUGAGAAAAAGCAGCUCUUUGUGAGUGAGGCGUCUGCGUACAGAAAGCAACCAAGGGAUGACAUCAUCCGCCUGGACACUGCUGAGCCUGCUGAGGGUGUUUUGCAAUACAGGACAGACCCUCUGUCUCCAUGCAGGAUGCCUUUUGUCCCUACUCACCUCCCAUUCCUUACAGAUGCCUAUAAGACUCCAAAUAAUGAUUCUGAGAGUUUGAUGAGCCCCAGUAGAGCCUAUUACCCAAUAACGGGAGUUUCUUUUUCAACAUCAUCAGGAGAGCCACACUCACUCAGUACGCACAGCAGAAGCACUCACAGACAGCACAGGACGGAUGUGUUUGACAUGGCUCGUUUGCGUAUGCCUGUGCGAGGCCCCUCCGCCCGUGGCACUGAGCCAAUCAGCUUAAAGGGAGCUGAUGACAUCAUGUACAGGGAUGCCUUUAUGCCUAGAACAUGGCAGUCUAGGGACAGAGAUGUUGAGGGCGGACGAGGAUCUGUGCUUCUGUCAGAAAGUGAAUUUAUUGAUCAGAAUGGAGUUGCUUUCCCAGUUCCUCCAGACAGCGAGAGGAAAUCUGCUAAGCUGUCUGCACGAGAGCGACGCAGACUAGCAAACCUUCGGUCUGCAGAGGGGAAGCCAGUGCAGCUGCAGUCCUUCAAUAUGAGGAAGCUCAGAGACACAAACACUCCCAGGAUGAAGAGACUACAAGCCUUCGGCCAUCACAACACCACAGCAGGAGUCUGCUCUGAUGACGAUGAUGAGGCAAGUCGUGGUGAUGAGCAUUUUACCCUGCAGUCUCCUGGCAGGCCCAGCUCCAUUGAUACCGCCACUACCGAGCCCUGGAUUCGAGCAGAGACAUCAGACACGCUCAGAAGGCUGAUGUCUGGCUCUGAACUUUAAGACGGGUCAUAAUAUACAUGACCGCACAUGCUCAGAGUGUGUGAGCACUUUAUUGCAAUGCAGUAUAUAUAUGAUAUUUUAUGUAGUCUUCAGAUCUCUUAAAUAAAAGACUGAUCAGCGGAAUCUCUACAAGAUCAACUGCUUUAACU